AUGAAUUUCAAGUUCAAAGAGACGCAUACCUUUGAGCAAAGACAACAGGACUCUUCAAAGAUAAAGGCCAAGUACCCUAAUAGAGUUCCGGUCGUCGUGGAACGUCAUCGUCAUUCACAAAUACCCGAUAUUGACAAACAUAAGUUUCUUGUUCCGGACGAUGUUACAGUUGCUCAGUUUAUGUGGAUCAUUCGAAAACGUAUUGAUAUCUCAUCAGAAAAAGCCCUCUUUCUUUUUGUUGAGAAGAAUAUGCCGCAAACAAGUGCCACAAUAGGUCAACUGUAUCAUAACUUUCACGAUGACGAUGGUUUUCUAUACAUAAGCUACAGUGGGGAGAACUCUUUCGGCUCCGGUUUAUAGCUUUAUAUUUUCGAAACAAGAUAUUUUUCUGUACUUGUGAAAAUGAAUGUUUAGUUUAAUAUGAAUAUACCUAAAUUAUUUUCAGCUUAAGUUUGCUAACUUUAAAUAGUUUCUUUUUUCAUCUAUCCUCCAAAGCAACAGUGUUGUUUACUAAUUAUGUGUUUUUUAAUGAGCUUGGAAGUUUUUCCUGUUUAUCUUCCGAUUUGUUGACCGUUCUGCCUCUUUUGUCAGAUUUAUUCUUAUAUAUUAUCGGUUUUUGGUUCAGCGGUUGUGCACAAAUGUGUUGUUUAAAAAAUCUAAGCACAAUGGGCUUUGAUACGAAUCAAUAACUAAUGUUAUUCC
Molecule: messenger RNA, 702 nt
Organism: Schistosoma margrebowiei
Lineage: Eukaryota; Metazoa; Platyhelminthes; Trematoda; Strigeidida; Schistosomatidae
Source: the annotation of a GenBank genome assembly